GUGAUUCCUGUUGAGACCGCGCGUAACCCAGACGUUCAAGACUUUGUUGAAUGCAGUUGCAAAAAGCUAGUUUCUGAUUUUUCGAUAUUCGGAAAUUGACCACAGGCUUAAUAUUUUUUCGUGUUUGCUUCGCGUUUGUGGAUACAAUCAAGGUUUCAUCAGUUUUGUAAAUCUAAAGCCACCAGCUUCAAUUCGCUGGUUAUCAACGAGGACUGACCGACGACAUAUCAUCAUCAUCAUCAUCAUCAUCAUCGAUAAUUGAGGUCUGGGCGAAAUAAUACACAGUUCAGCUUUAUAUUAUCUGAACCGUGAUCUGAUCUUCGAAAAAAAUAAAAACUGGUAAUUUGCUAAGUUUUACCGUUGUGGUCACAAGACCGCUCCGAGCAUAUGGCAAAUCCUUCGGUUGUGCGGUAACGUUAGCUUAUUAGUUGUCUGUUAAAUCCAAAAGCAACUGGACAGAAUAAUAUAUAUUUUGGAAGACAUUUCGCUACUCAAAGUGACUCCAUAAGGUCAUUAGCUGGAAAUCAAAGAGCCAACCGUAAGAAGAACCCAACUUUGUGGUACCACCCCACCAUGUUGGGUAUUAUGGAUCAUCACCAAGACACCGUCCGGAAAUGUAAAACUGAGGCUUUGCCUCCAGAGCGUAGGAAGAGGACCGUAGAGGAUUUCAAUAAGUUUUGCAGCUUUGUCCUGGCCUAUGCUGGGUACAUUCCAUCUCAAACAGAAGAGAGUUCAUGGUCUCCGUCUUCAUCUCCAUGUACACAUGAGCUUUCUGAGCUCUCCGGUGAAGGGUCCGUGAAGGAUAGCUGGACGGACGCUCACUCCGACCUCAACAACAUUCACAACUUGGUCUACAAAGCUGAGACUGACAGCAGCAGCACAGAGUUCAGCCAUCUUCAGUCGGACAGCUCCUUAGACAAGAUGACACUGAAAGACUCUCUAAACCAGAUCCAUCUUCAUAGUAAAGCUGAGAGGAAGAAGGUGAAGAAACUUGGCCGCUUAUCUUUAGAAGGGCCAAGAAAAAGCAUGUCGGAGGCAAGAGCACACAAACAAUCGAAAGCGGCACUGAAGAAAAUGAAGAGAUCGAUAAAGACUGAGAGACACUUUACAUCAACAAGCCCUUUGAAUGAGGGGCUUCGAAAGGAGGAGGAGGUGCUAACGGAACAGGCCAUUCACAUGCAUGAGGCGGGGCUUAAAGUGGAGUCCAAUCAAGAAACAGACCUGAGCUCUUGCGAAACAGACACACUGGUGACCGAUGAGGAUAUUAUGGUGGAGUCUGGUGAUGAUUCAUGGGAUCUGAUUACAUGUUAUUGUGGGAAGCCUUUUGCCGGACGUCCCAUGAUUGAAUGUGACGAGUGCUCCAUAUGGGUCCAUCUCUCCUGUGCUAAGAUUAAGAAGUCCAACGUACCUGACAUUUUCUACUGCUACAGAUGCAGGGACUCUCGGGGUUCCACGGUCAAAAGAGACCUCUGAGAAUGGGUGUAUGGGUGCAGAUCCUGUGUGUGUAUUUAAAUGGAUGAGAUGUUCUCAUACCUGUCCUUUUUACUUUUCUGAUUACUAUUAAUUAGUUUCUGUUAAAUUAAAAAAGUUGAUUUAUAUAACUCCAUUUGUUCUCCUUUGUUCUGUGUUGACAGAUUGGUCUUGGUUUAUGAUGUUAAGUGGCUUUCAGGUUUAAGAAGGCUUCCUAAAACUCCUGCACUUAUUUGCACUACUGUAUUUUGAUUGUACACAAUAAACCUAAAAGUGAUAUUGGUGGAAAAUGUGCACUAUGACCAUAUAUUAUGUGGAUAAAUGAAUGAACAUCUCACUUGGCCCUCUGGUAUUUCAAAGCAAACUGUAGUUAGAUAAAAUAAAUUUAAAACAGAAACCUUUGCCUUCCACUAUAUGUAAUUUUUUUUUUUUUCCAGUGAUGAUUUUUUACAUCACAAGAACAUGUCCGGGUCAUGUCUCGUCAAGAAAGAAAUUUUAUUUUGUGUAAAGGAUCAUAAAGGAUUUUUUUUUCAUAAUUAUGAUUAUUUAUGAGAUUUAUCCAAAUACCAUGUACAUUUACCCCCAUUUAAGCAACGCUAUUUCCAUGAAAGGUGUUCUAAACCAGUGUUUUUCAGUCUUGCCGCUGGGGGCCAUCAGCGUGUCUCGCAAAAAAAAAAGAACCUUGUUUGGGUCAAGGAGCACUAUAGGAAAGAGUGCAAUUAGGAGCAUUAAAAAAGGGAUACCUCCAACACAGAUCUGUACUACCCAAACACUGUUCAAAUUGAUGUAAUUUUAUUUUUGUAAAGUUUUUCAGUCUUGUGACAAACAUCCUCACUUUAGUUGUUACAGGAGGUUCUCAGAUUAACCUUUGACCGUUGUAAAGCAGAUUUCAACAUAUUUAGACUGUUUUAUUGCUUGAUUGUUUGUGUAUUAAGUUGCAGUUCAGGAUUUUAGUUCCAAUUUUCAACUUUUAUCAAAAACUAUGGUAGAAUUGUUCAGUUUUUGAUUUUAAGACUGAAACAAUUUUGUAAUUUUUUCUUAUUUUGUUUGUGUGUCCUGCUCAUCCCAGUGUAUAUAGUACAUGUAUGUACAGGUGUAUAUGUUUGAAAGAUGAGGAAAUGCUAUAUUUUUUCUGACCAUUUACAGCAGUAAAUUCUGAAAAUAAAUGUUCUUUUAAAGGCAAAUUUA
This is a messenger RNA of Ctenopharyngodon idella (grass carp), 2658 nucleotides long. RefSeq names its product PHD finger protein 23a (gene phf23a). The transcript is spliced from 5 exons. The record is from RefSeq and is a predicted model, not a curated record. The coding region runs from base 574 to 1473 and encodes 299 amino acids. NCBI's taxonomy places the organism in Eukaryota, Metazoa, Chordata, Actinopteri, Cypriniformes, Xenocyprididae. Gene Ontology annotation, biological process: negative regulation of autophagosome maturation; positive regulation of protein ubiquitination; negative regulation of autophagosome assembly.